AUGCUGAGGUCAAGGCCGCGUGCCUCGCGUGCGAUCUCGACGAGAUCUACUCAGCCACCUUCUCGGGGGAGCGCACGCCAUACAGCCCCGCCAAGUUCCUCUAUAGGUGAUGGAGACUGUUGCAUUGCACACCGGGUGUUUUCUGGUAUCCUGAGAUCAGAUGUCACCUGCACAAAUUGUGGGUUCUCAUCCACAACGUUUGAACCUUGCAUGGACAUCUCUUUAGACUUGGACUCUGGACAUAACAAUUAUCUCGGUGUUGCAAACCCAAAGCCGCAUGCGCGCAACGGAGAAAGAAGCGUAGCCGGCAUGAGCUCUAAGGUAUCGACACUCAUGAGAUGUUUGGAGCGGUUUACCAGGGCUGAGAGGCUAGACGCUGAACAGAAGUACUUCUGUGAACGUUGCAAGGAGAGGCAAGAGUCCCUGAAGCAAAUGUCCAUUCGGAGGCUCCCAUUAGUUUCCUGCUUUCACAUCAAGAGAUUUGAGCAUUCGACAGUUAAGAAGAUGUCAAGGAAGGUUGACCACUCGUUGCAGUUCCCCUUUUCUCUUGACAUGACACCUUACCUGUCGUCCUCCAUCCUCAGAAGUAGGUACGGAAACCGCAUAUUUCCAUCAGAAGCCUGUGAUCCAGAUGCAGUUUCUGAAUUGCCUUCAGAAUUUGAAAUAUUUGCGGUGAUCACACACAGUGGUAAGCUAGACGCUGGCCACUACGUGACGUAUCUGAGGUUAAAUAAUCAGUGGUACAGAUGUGAUGAUGCAUGGGUAACCAGAGUUGAUGAGCAUACUGUCAGAAGUUCUCAGGCUUAUAUGCUCUUCUAUGUUCAGAAGACGCUUUAUUACAAAGCUUGUGAAAGAGCAGCUGCGGAAUGA
Messenger RNA from Triticum turgidum subsp. durum (durum wheat), 870 nucleotides. The record is from the annotation of a GenBank genome assembly. Lineage: Eukaryota; Viridiplantae; Streptophyta; Magnoliopsida; Poales; Poaceae.